AUGGUAGUGGAUGAUGAGUUUGUCUUGAUCGGUUCCGCGAACAUCAACCAGAGAUCCUUGGAAGGAACAAGAGACACUGAAAUCGCCAUGGGAGGGUAUCAGCCUCACCAUUCAUGGGCUAAGAAAGGUUCUCGUCCUCGUGGUCAGAUCUUUGGAUAUAGAAUGUCUCUAUGGGCAGAGCAUCUAGGGUUUUUAGAGCAAGGUUUCGAAGAGCCAGAGAACAUGGAAUGUGUGAGACGAGUUAGGCAAUUGAGUGAGCUCAACUGGAGACAGUAUGCAGCAGAUGAGGUCACAGAGAUGCAAGGUCAUCUUCUUAAGUAUCCAGUACAAGUUGAUAGAACAGGCAAAGUGAGUUCUCUUCCUGGAUGUGAGACAUUCCCUGAUCUUGGUGGCAAGAUCAUAGGCUCGUUUCUUGCUCUACAAGAAAAUCUCACCAUCUGA
Messenger RNA from Microthlaspi erraticum, 441 nucleotides. Lineage: Eukaryota; Viridiplantae; Streptophyta; Magnoliopsida; Brassicales; Brassicaceae. The record is from the annotation of a GenBank genome assembly.